AAAUAUACAAGGACCCAUACCUUCGCCACCCACCAGCUCCCAAAUAAAUAAGGACCCAUACCUUCACCACCCACCAGCUCCCAAAAGAUGGAGGCUGCGCCCCACUGCGCCACCCCUUCCCCUCCCCUCCACACCCUCCGGCUCAUGCGCCGGACCAUCCCGAACCGUGUGUUCGCCGCGGUCUACGUUUCGGCCGUAGUAGCCCUUUUCUACCACCACACCGUCGCUCUCCUCCACUCCACAACCGGCCUAGCAUCAGCUGCAACCCGGUUAUGCCUGCUUGCGGCCGAUGCUGUCCUCGGGUUCAUGUGGGUUACCACGCAGGCCUUCCGCAUGCGGCCGGUCUCCCGUAGGGAGUUCCCGGAGGCCCUCCUUGGAGGACCUGCCGCAGCGUGGGGAGAGGGGUUUCCGGCCCUGGACGUGUUCGUGUGCACGGCGGAUCCGUUCAAGGAGCCACCGAUGAGCCUAGUGAAUACGGCGCUCUCGGUGAUGGCCUACGAGUACCCAACGGAGAAGGUGGCGGUUUACGUGUCGGACGACGGGGGCUCGGAGCUCACCCUGUUUGCUCUCAUGGAGGCUGCUAGUUUUGCCAAACACUGGUUGCCCUUUUGUAGGGAGAAGAAGGUGGUGGAGAGAAGCCCCGAAGUGUAUUUCAGAUCAAAUAUGGACGCUUGGUGUUCUGAGACUCACAAUAUUAAGAUGAUGUACCAAGAUAUGAAAGAUAAAGUAGAAAGCGUGGUGGAGAAAGGGAGGGUUGGGGAAGAGUACAUCGCCACUAAAGCUCAGCGCCAGGCUUUCACCAAAUGGACACAUGAAUUCACGCGUCAACACCAUCCCACUGUCAUUCAGGUUCUGUUAGAAAGUGAGAAAGACGAAGACGAUAGAGGCCAGAUGAUGCCAAAUCUCAUCUAUGUGUCGAGGCAGAAAAGCAGGAACUCGCCGCAUCAUUUUAAAGCCGGCGCCCUCAAUGUCCUCCUUCGUGUGUCGGCGACGAUGACCAACGCACCUAUUCUCUUGACCUUGGACUGUGACACGUACUCAAACGACCCGAAGACGCCUCUUCGUUUUCUAUGCUACCAUUUUGACUCUGCAAUUCGCCCAACGUUAGGGUUUAUUCAGUUCCCCCAACGGUUUCAUGGAAUCAACAAGAGAGAUACGUAUGCAUGUGAGUACAAACGCUUGUUUCAGAUUAAUCCUUUGGGCAUGGACGGCCUUUCAGGCCCUAACUACGUGGGCACCGGAUGCUUCUUCCAUCGUCGGGCGUUCUUUGGAGGGCCAUCUUCUUUCGUGCAACCCGAAAUCCCCGAACUCAGCCCAAACCAUGUUGCGGACAAGCCCAUCCAAUCCUCACGCGUUUUGGCAUUGGCACACAACGUCGCGAGUUGUGAUUAUGAGAACCACACUACUUGGGGUUAUAAGAUGGGCUUCAAGUAUGGGUCCUUUGUGGAAGACUACUACACUGGUUACAGGCUGCAGUGUGAGGGGUGGAAGUCAAUUUUCUGCAGCCCAGAGAGGGCAGCCUUUCUGGGGGACAUACCCAUCAGCCUCAAUGACAUGUUGAACCAGUGCAAGCGUUGGGCCGUGGGCCUCCUUGAAGUGGCCUUCUCCAAGUACAAUCCCUUGACUUUUGGGUUCAGGUCCAUGGGCCCUUUGAUGGGCCUUGCUUAUGCUCACUAUACAGGCUGGCCCUUUUGGUCCCUUGCUCUCACCACAUAUGCCUUCCUCCCACAGCUAGCUCUCCUCAAUGGGAUCUCCAUCUUCCCAAAAGUCUGUGAUCCAUGGUUUCUCCUAUAUGCAUUUCUCUUCUUGGGAUCCUACACUCAAGAUUUUCUAGACUUCAUUUCUUUGGGAGGAACGCUCCAAAAGUGGUGGAGUGACCAAAGAAUGUGGCUGGCCAGGGGACUCUCUUGUUUCUUGUUUGGCUUACUAGAAUUCCUGCUCAAGUCCUUGGGCAUUCCCUCCCAUGGCUUCAAUAUCACCAGCAAAGUUCUCGAUGACGAACAAAGCAAACGAUAUGAUCGGGAGGUGUUCGAGUUUGGGAUAGCCUCACCGAUGUUCGUGCCCCUGGCCAUGGCUGCCAUCAUCAACUUGUUGUCCUUCAUUUGGGGGUUCACUGAGGUUUUUGGAAAAGGGGGGACUAGUUUUGUAGGACUGUUUGGGGUGCAGAUGUUCAUAGCUGGUUUUGUGGUUGUGAACUGCUGGCCUAUAUAUGAAGCAAUGGUCUUGAGGAGUGACAAGGGCAGGAUGCCUACUAGAACUACCAUUGUUUCUGCAUUUUUGGUCUGGGCUCUUUACAUGGCAGCUUCUUUGAUUCUAAAAGUAUGACAUUUGGGAUCUGUUUGGAACUUUUAAAAUUUUUCCCCUUUGUUGUUCUAUUGUUACUCUAUCUGAAAAUAAGAUGAGCUAUAAUUUCUUUGUGCAA
Malania oleifera is the source of this 2422-nucleotide messenger RNA. Its product is annotated as cellulose synthase-like protein G3. Bases 88 to 2325 code for a protein of 745 amino acids. Gene Ontology annotation, cellular component: plasma membrane; trans-Golgi network. The transcript is spliced from 6 exons. The record is from RefSeq and is a predicted model, not a curated record. Lineage: Eukaryota; Viridiplantae; Streptophyta; Magnoliopsida; Santalales; Ximeniaceae. Gene Ontology annotation, molecular function: mannan synthase activity; cellulose synthase (UDP-forming) activity. Gene Ontology annotation, biological process: plant-type primary cell wall biogenesis; cellulose biosynthetic process.